AUGUGGUCAAAGGUCUUCACACCCAAGCGGACGUCGCAGAAAGAAAAUCUGGCCCCCUCACAGACACAGCUGACCAGAACGGGAACAGACGAUGGUACGAGAAACUGCACUUUUGACGGUCGUGUCUCACUCUCGGAGACGGAGCUGUCGGCGACGGUAGCGCGCGGCGUCACGGCUCACCACAAGCAACACAAAAGAACCAUGGCUGCCAGUCGCCUCCCAGCGCUGCCCCAGUCCUUUGCUCCAACCACAGAGAGCGUCUUCUCUGAUCUGUCCGGCUUCCACUCCAUGGACUCUAACGUACCCGGACUUUCCAAAGUGAUUCUCAACAAACUCAACAUGAAAGAUUAUGGAGAAUAUAGGGCCGCAGUGGAGGGGAAGCCCAAAGGAAUCUCCUUCCGCACCUACAAGGAGAUGUUCCAGAAGAUGGAGGAGACCUUUAAGUUCUGCACCGGCUGCAACAAGCUCCCCGAGCAGCUGAGCCAGGGCCAGAGCCUCAAGCGCUGCAUCAAAUGCCUCAACGUGUACUACUGCACCAAGGAGUGUCAAAGGAACAACUGGCCACUGCACAAGAAGGUGUGUAAGACGCUGCGGCUGGUGGCCAUCGACCGCCUGGUGGAGUGGCUCAUGUUUCUGGGUGAGGAAUGA
This is a messenger RNA of Knipowitschia caucasica, 648 nucleotides long. The record is from the annotation of a GenBank genome assembly. Lineage: Eukaryota; Metazoa; Chordata; Actinopteri; Gobiiformes; Gobiidae.